AUGUCCUGGCUGCGUGUUCGCAAGUUUUUGGAGCAGUUGCGACACUCCCUGGAACCAGGUCUCGAGGACGUAAUUAUGAUCAUCCCGCGAGCUCUGCCGUCGCUGCCUGCACGAUCUCGUCGCACAAUGCUGACGUCCAGUAAUGUCUUGAAGGUUUCUGCCAACCGACGCAGGACAGUUCCAGCAGUUUUGGCCUUGCUUUCCACAGAGGAGCAGGAGUCACAUUCCUGCAGCAAAACUUGCGAAUGCGCAGGUCAAGCGCCAGUAGCUUUGUGCCCUCCGCGCCGUUGGUCUUCAAGCACAAACGGUAUUCUCGUGCAGUGUCCACGCAAGAGCUGGGCCGCCCCACCUUUUUUAAGCCCAGGCAUCGAAGCGUGCGAUCUGCGGCACUUGGAGCACAGCCUGCCCAAGGUCUUUAGCAAGUCUGGCGUGCACUGCGCUUGCGCCAAAGCCGUGCGUGCACGCAACUUCCAAUUACCGUUGCGGCUGUUGACGGUGUGCGGAUAG
Messenger RNA from Effrenium voratum, 507 nucleotides. Lineage: Eukaryota; Dinophyceae; Suessiales; Symbiodiniaceae. The record is from the annotation of a GenBank genome assembly.